AAUCUAUUGUUCCACAUUUGCACCAUCUGUUAUGCACAGCGAAAGUUAAGUUCAGUUCACUGGAAACCAAUCUUUGCUCCUCAUGGGAAGCUUAAACAACAACGGACCUAGAAUCUUUACAUCUCACCACCAAGCUGCAUCUUGCAAUCGUACCCAACAGAUCGGCGCCAUCCUCCUAGUCGCCGCCACCUUCUUCUUCACUCGCCUAUUUGACCAGUCAUUUCAUACCCGCAUUCCCUCCUCCUUCAACCACCACCUCACACCCCAAUCGCAGAGCCUUGUCCAUGUUACCGACGCCGGAUCUCUCUUCUGGCCUCAGCGAGGCUACGGGACCUACCUGUCUCUGAAGAUAUACGUCUACGAAGAGUACGAGAUUGACGGAUUGAAGGAGCUCCUUCGCGGCAGAGAGGGAAAAAUCUCUGCUGAUGCUUGCGUUAAGGGGCAGUGGGGCACUCAGGUUAAAAUUCAUAGGCUGCUUCUAAGAUCAAGAUUCAGAACUAGAAAGAAAGAGGAAGCUGAUUUAUUCUUUGUGCCCGCUUAUGUUAAAUGUGUUCGAAUGAUGGGGGGUCUUCAUGAUAAAGAAAUUAACCAGACUUAUGUUAAGGUUUUAAGUCAAAUGCCAUAUUUUAGGCGAUCUGGAGGCCGCGACCAUGUUCUUGUCUUCCCUAGUGGUGCAGGAGCUCACUUAUUUAGAUCAUGGGCAACAUACAUAAAUCGUUCCAUAAUUCUUACUCCUGAGGGGGAUCGGACUGAUAAGAGAGAUACAAGUGCUUUCAAUACAUGGAAAGAUAUCAUCAUUCCUGGCAAUGUUGAAGAUGGUAUGACCAAAAGAGGAGCAUCGAUGGUUCAACCUUUGCCAUUGUCAAAGAGGAAAUAUUUGGCAAAUUAUUUAGGUCGUGCACAAGGGAAAAUUGGCCGUCUUAAGUUAAUAGAGCUUGCAAAGCAAUAUCCAGAUAAGUUGGAAUCUCCAGAGUUGAAGUUUAGUGGCCCUGACAAGCUUGGAAGGAUGGAAUAUUUUCAACACCUGAGGAAUGCCAAAUUCUGCCUUGCUCCUCGUGGAGAGUCUUCUUGGACACUUCGCUUUUAUGAGUCCUUUUUUGUGGAGUGUGUCCCAGUCAUAUUAUCAGAUCAAGCAGAGUUACCUUUUCAAAAUGUAAUUGACUACACCUUUUUUUCAAUCAAGUGGCCAUCUGCUCGAAUAGGUCCUGAGCUUUUGGAUUACCUAGAAUCGAUACCAGAUGAAGAUGUAGAAAAGAUGAUCGCCAGAGGGAGACAAAUAAGGUGUUUAUGGGUAUAUGCCCCAGAAACUGAGUUUUGUUCUGCAAUGCAAGGAAUAAUGUGGGAACUGCAGAGAAAAGUAAGGCAAUUCCACCAAUCAGCUGAGACAUUCUGGUUGCACAAUCGAACUAUUGUGAACCUAAACUUGGUUGAAUUUUCUAGUUGGAAACCUCCCAUGCAUUUGCCAUGAUUUUUCUUGGAAAUACUUGUGCUUGCCUGUAUAUCUGGGUGCUUUGCAUCUUCAAUUUUUUUAUUUUGGCUGUAAGCUUAAUUAAUGCCUGUCUAGUGCCACUAAUUCACAGUUUGUAGAACAAGUUUCUUAAUUUUUAUAGGAAUUUAAUUUGUAAGUCAUGUAUAGGCAUCCAGUCUGGUUACAACUCCGAGAAAUUGUUAAUGAUCACACUGGUGGUUGUAUUUUUGCCAAAUUAUACAGUUGCAGAUUCAUCCCA
Messenger RNA from Hevea brasiliensis (rubber tree), 1727 nucleotides. RefSeq names its product probable glycosyltransferase At5g25310. Gene Ontology annotation, molecular function: glycosyltransferase activity. The coding region runs from base 83 to 1468 and encodes 461 amino acids. The transcript is spliced from 8 exons. NCBI's taxonomy places the organism in Eukaryota, Viridiplantae, Streptophyta, Magnoliopsida, Malpighiales, Euphorbiaceae. The record is from RefSeq and is a predicted model, not a curated record.